AUGGAUGCGCCAGUGUCAGCAACGCCCGCUGAGUCGCCCCGGGAGGCUGAAGGAAGAGCUCGACGGCCGAGUCUUGCUUCUCAGAAUUCGCAGACGGCCGCGGAGUUUAUCAACGAACAGCUCAGGCUGGAAGCUGAUGCGCGUGAAGCCCUGCCAUAUUCGUUCGAUUCCUGUACUCGACCUCUGGGUGCCCUACGACAAAGCCUCUUUUCUUGCUUGACUUGUAACCCACCGCCUAGCGAUCCGAAAUCCCCGUACACUGCGGCUGGCGUGUGCUACUCCUGUUCCAUAUCCUGUCAUGGUGAACACACCCUCGUAGAGCUGUUCAACAAGCGCAAUUUUGUAUGCGAUUGCGGCUCUACCCGUCUUCCUUCGACAUCUCCAUGUACUCUCCGGACCGACCCGACAAGUGGCGCGAAGUCCGUCCACUCAGAAAAACCAGUCGCGGACAAUAAGUAUAACCAAAAUUUCCGGAAUAAGUUCUGCUGCUGCGGAGAAGUCUACGAUCCCAGCAAAGAAAAGGGAACAAUGUUCCAGUGUCUUGGCUUAGGCACCGUGGAGACGGGUGGCUGUGGCGAAGAUUGGUAUCAUCCGGAAUGUCUCCUUGGCCUUCCCCGGAAUUGGAAUGACAUCUCAAGUAGAAGACCUGAAAACCAGCUCGAAAACGAAAGCGAGCAUGAUGUUACUGCAGAGGCGAAUGAUGGCGACAAUGACCCUCCACUACCACCUGGCUUUCCUGCCGAAGAUGACUUUGAAACCUUCAUUUGCUACAAAUGUGUAGAUUCAAAUUCAUGGUUGAAACGAUAUGCUGGUACCACAGGAUUCCUCCCGCCGGUGUACAAAGAGUCUCAACGCAGCCAAUCUCCAAUGCAGCCAGUUGGCACCAUGGAAACCGAACUCAACCCAGAACAUUGUUCUAAAAAAAGGAAAUUUGAGACUGAUGUUGGAGAGGAUCCUGAAAUCAAGCGCCCAAAGGCCGAGCUUACGGACCAAAAUCCGUCGGAGAACCUUGCGAAAUCCGAUCUCAUCAAACAAAAGCACGACUCCCUCCCCGCCGACUCACCUAGGGGAACAUUCUCUCUCUUCGUCAAGGACGACUUCCGUGAUCACCUCUGCCACUGUGCCGCUUGUUUUCCUUUGUUAAUCCCGCAUCCUCAGCUUCGCGAAGAGGAGGAAACUUAUGAGCCCCCUCUUUCUGAAGCCGACGACGGUGAGCAUCCCGCUCGCAGCGCAGGCAGUCAACACACGGGCAGUUUACUUGACCGUGGAGAGGCAGCAUUGAGCAAUCUAGACCGAGUCCGAGCAAUCGAGGGUGUCAUGGUUUACAAUCACCUAAAGAAUAAAGUGAAGGAGUUUCUGCAGCCGUUUGCAGAGAGCGGCACGCCUGUCGGGGCGGAGGAUAUCAAAGCGUACUUCGAGAAACUGAGAGGUGAUGAGGAAGCUAUCAGAGAGGCUGGCGCAAAGAGAAAUGGCGCAGAUGGAGGCGGCGAAGGCGAUGGAGACUCGCGACGGGAACAAAGUGGAUAUUGA
Uncinocarpus reesii 1704 is the source of this 1530-nucleotide messenger RNA. RefSeq lists its product as uncharacterized. Gene Ontology annotation, molecular function: ubiquitin protein ligase activity; zinc ion binding. Gene Ontology annotation, cellular component: cytoplasm. The coding region runs from base 1 to 1530 and encodes 509 amino acids. NCBI's taxonomy places the organism in Eukaryota, Fungi, Ascomycota, Eurotiomycetes, Onygenales, Onygenaceae. The transcript is spliced from 4 exons. The record is from RefSeq and is a predicted model, not a curated record.